Molecule: messenger RNA, 757 nt
Organism: Antechinus flavipes (yellow-footed antechinus)
Lineage: Eukaryota; Metazoa; Chordata; Mammalia; Dasyuromorphia; Dasyuridae
Gene: C5H12orf57
Product: chromosome 5 C12orf57 homolog
Exons: 3
Coding region: 271-651 (126 amino acids)
Biological process (GO): post-embryonic development
Source: RefSeq, a predicted model, not a curated record
CCUCAGUAUAUGUUUACGAAAAGAGCCUCAUUUUGCAAGUAUUCAGGGCUAUUUGAUGCCUUGUUGCUAGGUAGCCGGGCUCGUGGGUAGGAGCUGCGUAUACUUCUGCUUCCGCCCUGCAAGCCCGGUAGCUGGUAACAAAUUCGCUGCGUGUAGGCCUUGAAUGCUGAUGCGUAGCUUCCGGGAGCGGAGAACAGCUUCCUCUCUCGGAGCGUGGCGACCGCGGCUUCUGGAAGCUAGUGUUUAGCGUGCAACUCUCGUUCGUAGCCCAUGGCGUCAGGUCCCGCGCAACCCGCGGCCUUGAGCGCCGAGCAGGCUAAGGUGGUCCUGGCUGAGGUCAUCCAGGCGUUCGCAGCCCCGGAAAACGCCGUACGUAUGGAAGAGGCUCGGGACAAUGCUUGCAAUGACAUGGGCAAGAUGCUGCAGUUCGUGCUUCCCGUGGCUACGCAGAUCCAGCAGGAGGUCCUCAAAGCCUACGGCUUCAGCUGCGAUGGGGAAGGUGUCCUGAAGUUUGCCAGACUGGUGAAGUCCUAUGAAGCUCAAGAUCCUGAGAUUGCCAGCUUGUCUGGGAAGUUGAAGGCCCUGUUUCUGCCCCCUAUGACUCUGCCCCCCCAUGGGCCUGGAUUAGGGGGCAGUGUGGCAGCCUCCUGAGGGAGUACCUGCCCCAACAUGACUUAUCUGGAGGGGAGGCACACGAGUCAUCCCCGAACUGCUGGUGUCCCUGGAGGAUAAUAAAUAUUGCUAAUUCUUGGUCUCA